CACCAGUAAGAUAGAUUCGCUGCAGACAUUAGAUAAUUUCACCCCCUUAAACCUUAUAAUUAUGAACUUGAUCUUGAACUGAGUAAAUUGAUGCCAGACAAUUUUUAUUGGCGUUGCAAAGCUUUGAAGAAAUUUAAAGAUAGACAAGAACACUUAUCAGUUGCCUGUAAGUUUUCAUUGUUAGUGGUUUUGCUUACAGCUGCCGUUGAGAACUCACAAACAAGUAUUGCAAACAUUCACAACAAGUUGAGGCUGUAUUGAAACUGAGAUAAACCAAGAAGAAAAUGAAAGCUUCUCUCCUAAUUUGUAUUGUUGCUGUAAGCAUAUCGGCUUGUUUUGCCCGCCCUGGAAGACAAGACAAAGUGAGCGCCGAACUCCAGGCUGAGCCAACAAAAAAUGCAGUUGGAAAAGACAUUAUCGUAACUGCAACUGCGACGAUGGGCCAAAAGCCUAACCAAGGAGAUAAGCGAACACCUACCGAAGCAAGCAAGCCAAAAAAGACAAAAACGAAGAAAAGGAAAUUAAUUAAGAAGAAAGAGUCUCACCCUCGUAAAGCUGUCGUACCUCCACGCAAAGCUGUCUUACUGCCUGGAAAAUCGAAAGGAAAGAAACCUAAAAAGGAAGGAUUGAAAUAUCAAAAGGUAAAGGAAGUAACUGGAACUCGAUAUGCAAGAAAAGCAAAGAAGCAAUUAGCUAGGCCAAUAAGGAGUCCAUUGCGCUUGUUUCAAAGUACAUCCGACUUGUCAAGUAACUCGAUCUCUGAUGAGGUGACAGCAAGCAAGAAGUCUGCUCUAGAGGAAGAGAUGAGUGACGAUCCUGAUGCUAGCCCUACUGAGAGCGCCAGUCUAGAUGAAUCUGAUAAAGAAGAUAAAAACGAUGCUUUUGGAGAUGCUGCACCGACCGAUUCAGCACCCCUUGAUGAAAAUGAAAAAGGAGCAGCCAAGGAUGGAGAUGAAAAAUCUGAUAGCAAGAAGGAUGACGAAAAGGAUUCUACAAAUUUCUCAGAAGAGGAAAAUAAAGGAAAAGAUAACGACGAGAGCGACAAGAAGAAAGUCGAAGAAAAUAAAGACAGUAAAAAUGAUGAUAAAACGAAGAGUGAUUCUAAGGAAACCAAAGGAGAUGAUACAAAAAGUGCAGAGAAAACAAGCGAUUCAGGGGAAAAAGACAAUGAAUCUAAAGAAAAGGAAAGUACUGCAGAAAACAGAGAGCCAGCUGAUGGAGCAGCUCCCGUAAUGACAACUCUUUGUCCAUCAACAGUAGCCCCCACUACAGUAGCAACUACCCCAGGUGGAACGACAGCAGUGAAGCCUACAGACAAACCAACGACCAAAGAAAAAAAGAAAGCAACGACUAAGGCCACUGAAAAACCAACAACAAAGCCAAAAAACAAGUUGAACAAGGAUAAGAAAGAGGAUAAGGUGAAGACAUUCCAGUCUGGUGUCGAUGAUGCCGCGUUAAACACGGGGUUUACCGCGGAAACGCUUACGUCAGAAUCAGUUCAUGGUUUGACUAAACAGGAUGAAGAAAAAGUAAAUUCAGACACGAAUGCUAUGACUAAUGACACUACCAGCAAUGGUGACCAGUCUGCAUUAACUGCCGAUACUGGAGAUGGCCAAAACGGGGCCGAGGAUUCCCCAACUGAAACUGUGACUGGAAAUGACAGCGGAAGUGAAACAGCUGGUGAUUCCGUGGAUAGUGAAACAGCAGGGUCGGAAGGAGACAAUACAGGUGGGGAUGCCACUGUUGAUAAUGGUGCUGGAGAUAGCAAUCAAGAAAAAACCAGCGACGAAGCAAAUGCUGAAGAUACUGGGCCAGGAGAAAAUGCGGAAAUGGAUAACAUGGGUGACGGAGAGAACACAAGUGAUAUGUCAGAAGGUGAAGAUAUAAAUGCUUUAAAUGGGGAUGACACUGCAGAAGACGAAAAUGCAACGCCUACGGAUUCAACAUUCUUAGAUGACGCAACUUUGGGUGACGAUACGGGUGCAAAUAGUGACAGCGCAGCAAAGAAGAGUGAAGUCUGAAGCCAUAGAGUAGCUAAGCAUCUCAGACCAACAUUCAUGGAACACACAAUGACAGAUGUGCCGACACGAUAAUAAGAAACUACCCUCAGAUAUGUUGAUACUGAUGUUCUGCUAACACAGUCCUGUGAUUCAUAAAGUUGCAACUUCACUAACAUAAAUGCAAUUAAACUUAAUGUUUGCUCUGUGCGCAGAAGUGUUGUUUGCCCAACUUGAAUGUUAAUUUAUGUUUCUUACCACUUUCUCUAAUGUGAAUUUAGAAAAGUAGCCAGGGUGGCGUUGAAGCAGUGCAUAAUAGGCAGCACCGCCUCAAGAAAAGUUCAGUCAUUAACAUGCUGGCUUUCAUUAGCGAAAGCAACUUAUUGAUUAACAUGUAAAAGUUGUUAGGCCUAUCUUUGUAUGCUAUGAUAAAAAGGGGGAAAGCCCCUUUAAUGUACCCGUAUCCUUAUGUCUAUACUUCCGAAAAGACCUCAUGUCUGCAUUUAUCAUCAUUUUUUCAUUAUAGUGCAAUUUAUGUAAUUAAAGAAAAUCACUCCCCUAGCCCCCCAUAGCUCAUAAUUUUUUCUCCGCAAUGAAGGCCCCUUUGGUUUCAUGAGCUAUUUUUACUGCCUGGAGAAUCAAACUCGCUUAUUUGAGCUUACCUACGUUUACCAACCUCUUUACAUGGGUCUACCUGCCUUUACCAAGUUAGCUUGUUGGAGUUUACAAGAGUUUGCCAAGCUCGCUUACUUGCGUUUAUUAUGUUCGCUUAUUUGAGUUCACAAGAGUUUACAGAGGUUGUUCACUCAAGUUUGCUUGAGUUUACAAAACUCUCUUGCUUAAGUUUACUUUUAGUUUACCAAGCAUGCUUACUUGAGUUUACCUUCAGUUUAAUAAGUCCACUAAAUAAAGUUUACCUGCGUUUACCAAGCUGGCUUACUUAAGUUUACCAAGUUCAUUUACUCAAGUUUCCCUGCGUUUACCAAGCUGGCUUACUUAAGUUUACCAAGUUCGUUUACUUAAGUUUCCCUGCGUUUACCAAGCUGGCUUACUUAAGUUUACCAAGUUCGUUUACUUAAGUUUCCCUGCGUUUACCAAGCUGGCUUACUUAAGUUUACCAAGUUCGUUUACUUAAGUUUCCCUGCGUUUGCCAAGCUGGCUUACUUAAGUUUACCAAGUUCAUUUACUCAAGUUUACCUGCGUUUACCAAGCUGGCUUACUUAAGUUUACCAAGUUCGUUUACUUAAGUUUCCCUGCGUUUACCAAGCUGGCUUACUUCAGUUUACCAAGUUCGUUUACUUAAGUUUCCCUGCGUUUACCAAGCUGGCUUACUUAAGUUUUCUCCGAGGUUACUAAGCUCGCUUACAUGAGUUUAUCAUAGCUUGCAAAAGCUCGCAUAGCUUGGCCCUGGCAAAAUGCUACGUGGGUUAUGAUGGGUAAAACGUCAAGUGUGGCACUGUUUAUAGUGCAACACUUUUUUUCGAUGCAUUUUAUUAUCAUUUAUCAAUGGAUUUUUCACUUGUUCUAAUAAACAUCAUAUUUAGAAUCUUAAAAAGAACUAAAUACGAUGGAUCUAUGUUUUGUUAAAAUAAUUGUAAAGGUAUAUUUGAAAGCUAAAAAUAAUUAUUUGGUAUAUAAAUAAAGUAUAUAAGCUGCCUUCUUAGUAAA
Molecule: messenger RNA, 3665 nt
Organism: Rhopilema esculentum
Lineage: Eukaryota; Metazoa; Cnidaria; Scyphozoa; Rhizostomeae; Rhizostomatidae
Source: RefSeq, a predicted model, not a curated record